This is a messenger RNA of Trichoderma atroviride IMI 206040, 819 nucleotides long. RefSeq lists its product as uncharacterized. The record is from RefSeq and is a predicted model, not a curated record. Lineage: Eukaryota; Fungi; Ascomycota; Sordariomycetes; Hypocreales; Hypocreaceae.
AUGGCUUCCAUCACCCUUUACGACAUCGCUCACAAGCCCCCCGUAGAGGAGUCGUGCUGUUCACCAAACCCAUGGAAAAGCCGGCUGGCGCUCAAUUUCAAGGGCGUUCAAUACUCGACCUCGUGGGUGGCUAUGCCUGACAUCUCGAAAGUGCGCCAGAGCCUUGGUCAACCCGCCUCUCGCAAGUUUGCCGACGGCACCGACUUCUAUACUCUUCCUGUGAUUCAAGAUCCUGCGACAAAAGCCACAGUCGGCGACUCAUUCGAUAUCGCGCUCUAUUUACAGCGCACAUAUCCUGACUCGGGCGGCGGCGACUUGUUCCCCGCUCAGACUCUUGAUUACACCUUUAUGUCGAGUUACGAGAUCCCCAUUCCACUGUCGAAGCGUGAUGAUGGAGGCUUUCCCGAGUACGCUCGAUUCAACAUCAAUGUUGACGCAGCAUUCAGCGCUCACGUCCAGCUAAUGGUCGAAGGUAUGCCGUAUGACCCGGCUACGUUUGAGCAGACCAAGGCCGAAUUCGUCCGUCGCGCCGGCGUCAGCUGUUGGGAGGACUUUAUUCUAACCAAAGAAGCGCGCGAGAAGCUCAUGGGGUCAUUUGAGAAUACGUUGGGCGAUCUGGCCAAACUGUUCCUUGCAAAUGUUGAUGGCCCUUUUCUAUUAGGACAGCAGGUCAGCUACGCGGACUUGAUCGUUGGCGCCUGGUUGCGGAUGGCUCAAAUGACUUUGCCAAAGCAUGAGUGGGAAGAGGUGCGGCGCUGGCAUGGUGGUAUAUUUGGGCAAUUGCAUGAUGCUCUAGAUAAAUUCGCCGAGAUCAAAUAA